AUGGAUCCUUUUGAAGUAAGGAUGCAGUUUAUACAAUUUCUUCGUCGACUAAAUGCCUCACAGCAGUCGAUACAAAAGGUCGUCAGCUAUGCGAUCAAAAACUUCGAGUGCAAAGACGACAUCUGGGACUGCAUUAUUGAAGAAACCCAAAAGGGGUCUAUCAACUCCCGAAUAAACAUCCUCUAUUUCCUCGACUCGCUCUGCGAGACAUGCCUUAUGGUCAAGUCCCAUUCGAAAUCCGAAAGCUCGCGAGCCGCAAGCGCGAACGGCCUAUACGUCGAAUUGGUGACCCGGGAUCUCAACCGAAUCAUUGAUUCCAUCGUCCCAGAGGGAAGACAAGGCCUCCCAAACCUCGUCAGCACAAAACAGAUCCUCGAAAACUGGCGCAGCAAACGCUACAUCGAUCCCCAAAAGAUCGAUGACGUUUUUUCGUCGCUGGAUUCCCGCCCAAAAAUCGCCUCGUCAAGCACAGCCGAAUCGUUAAAACGUCCAUUGUCCCCUCAGCAAACCCUGUCCCGGAAUGAAGUCAACAAGCGCAUUGAGCAGGACCGCGAACGCCAUAAACGACUGCGGGAGCGACGAUGGGUCCAGCCAAUAUCACGAAACCCCUCUUUUCAGCCUCCACAGCUGGCCUCGUUCUAUCCCCUCACGGAUGGGCCAGAGGAGGUUCCGAUUGAUAUUGAGUUUGAAAACGAGUGGGAGACGACAAGUGACUGGAACGAAGAUGACGAGGAUGCCAUUGCAGAGGAGGAUCAACUCGCAUUCGGGUCAAGUAGUAAAGAAGACAAUAAAAUCAGUUUUCUUAGUCGUCGAGGGGUGAAAGUCUAA
Messenger RNA from Psilocybe cubensis, 828 nucleotides. RefSeq lists its product as uncharacterized. Bases 1 to 828 code for a protein of 275 amino acids. Gene Ontology annotation, cellular component: CTDK-1 complex. Gene Ontology annotation, biological process: positive regulation of DNA-templated transcription, elongation; positive regulation of transcription by RNA polymerase I. The record is from RefSeq and is a predicted model, not a curated record. Lineage: Eukaryota; Fungi; Basidiomycota; Agaricomycetes; Agaricales; Agrocybaceae. The transcript has 4 exons.